Molecule: messenger RNA, 3561 nt
Organism: Dipodomys spectabilis (banner-tailed kangaroo rat)
Lineage: Eukaryota; Metazoa; Chordata; Mammalia; Rodentia; Heteromyidae
Gene: Cul4b
Product: cullin 4B
Exons: 21
Coding region: 56-2788 (910 amino acids)
Biological process (GO): protein ubiquitination; protein import; DNA damage response
Cellular component (GO): Cul4B-RING E3 ubiquitin ligase complex; membrane
Molecular function (GO): ubiquitin protein ligase binding
Source: RefSeq, a predicted model, not a curated record
CCUUAACCCCCCCCCUAUAGUCCUGCGAACCUGGGGGCUUUGAGAUCUGGGCGCUAUGAAAAGUGUCUGCCCAGUCACUUCCGGUUUUUCUUCCCCCAAUCCCUCAGCUGCUGCUGCUGCACAGGAGGUCAGAUCUGCCACUGAUGGUAAUACCAGCACUACUCCGCCCACCUCUGCCAAGAAGAGAAAGUUAAACAGCAGCAGCAGCAGUAGCAGCACCAGCAGCAGUAGCAGCACUAAUAGUAGUAACGAGAGAGAAGACUUUGAUUGCUCCUCUUCCUUCUCAUCCAUUCCUCCCUUACAACCCAGGGAUUCAGCAUCCCCUUCAACCUCCUCCUUCUGCCUAGGUGUUUCAGUGGCUUCUUCUAGCCACAUACCAAUACAGAAGAAGCUACGUUUUGAAGACACCCUGGAGUUUGUAGGGUUUGAUGCGAAGAUGGCUGAGGAAUCCUCCUCCUCCUCCUCCUCAUCUUCACCAACUGCUGCUACAUCUCAGCAGCAGCAACUUAAAAAUAAGAGUAUAUUAAUUUCUUCUAUGACUUCGGUGCAUCAUGCAAACGGCCUAGCCAAAUCUUCUACCACCGUCUCUAGUUUUGCUAACAGCAAGCCUGGCUCUGCUAAGAAGUUAGUGAUCAAGAACUUUAAAGAUAAGCCUAAAUUACCAGAAAACUACACAGAUGAAACAUGGCAGAAACUGAAAGAAGCGGUAGAAGCUAUUCAGAAUAGUACUUCGAUUAAGUACAAUUUAGAAGAACUCUAUCAGGCUGUAGAAAAUCUUUGUUCUUACAAGAUUUCUGCAAAUUUGUAUAAACAGCUGAGGCAGAUUUGUGAAGAUCACAUCAAAGCGCAGAUUCAUCAGUUCAGAGAUAUGGAUUCAUUGGAUAGUGUUCUUUUUCUAAAGAAGAUUGACAGAUGCUGGCAAAACCACUGUAGGCAAAUGAUAAUGAUUAGAAGCAUUUUUUUGUUUCUGGAUAGAACUUAUGUUCUUCAGAAUUCAAUGCUACCUUCCAUUUGGGACAUGGGACUAGAAUUAUUUAGGGCUCAUAUUAUAAGUGAUCAAAAAGUCCAGAAUAAGACAAUUGAUGGCAUUCUUCUCUUGAUUGAGAGGGAGAGGAAUGGUGAAGCAAUUGAUAGAAGUUUACUCCGAAGCCUUUUAAGUAUGCUUUCUGAUUUGCAAAUUUAUCAAGAUUCUUUUGAACAGCGAUUUUUGGAAGAAACUAACAGGCUCUAUGCAGCUGAAGGCCAAAAGUUAAUGCAAGAAAGAGAGGUUCCUGAAUAUCUUCAUCAUGUUAACAAACGUCUAGAAGAAGAAGCAGACAGACUUAUUACUUACUUAGAUCAGACCACCCAGAAAUCAUUAAUUGCUACUGUUGAAAAGCAACUUCUAGGUGAACACUUAACAGCAAUUCUUCAGAAAGGUUUAAAUAACCUCCUUGAUGAAAACCGAAUUCAAGAUUUAUCUCUCCUGUAUCAGCUCUUUAGCCGAGUUCGAGGUGGAGUUCAGGUUCUCUUGCAACAGUGGAUUGAAUACAUCAAGGCCUUUGGGAGUACUAUUGUUAUUAAUCCUGAAAAAGAUAAAACCAUGGUUCAAGAAUUGCUGGAUUUUAAAGAUAAAGUUGACCAUAUAAUUGAUAUCUGCUUUCUGAAGAAUGAAAAAUUUAUCAAUGCCAUGAAAGAGGCAUUUGAAACAUUCAUUAACAAAAGACCAAAUAAACCUGCUGAACUUAUAGCUAAGUAUGUGGACUCAAAGCUUCGUGCAGGAAAUAAGGAAGCUACAGAUGAAGAACUUGAGAAAAUGUUGGAUAAAAUCAUGAUCAUAUUUAGAUUUAUCUAUGGCAAGGAUGUUUUUGAGGCCUUCUAUAAGAAAGAUUUAGCCAAACGCCUGUUAGUUGGGAAGAGUGCAUCUGUAGAUGCUGAAAAAUCAAUGCUGUCCAAACUUAAGCAUGAAUGUGGAGCUGCUUUCACCAGCAAACUUGAAGGAAUGUUUAAAGACAUGGAACUUUCUAAAGACAUCAUGAUUCAGUUCAAACAGGUAAAAUAUAUGCAGAAUCAGAAUGUUCCUGGGAAUAUUGAAUUAACUGUGAAUAUCCUGACAAUGGGUUAUUGGCCAACAUAUGUGCCUAUGGAAGUCCAUUUGCCACCAGAGAUGGUAAAACUACAGGAAAUUUUCAAGACAUUUUACCUAGGUAAACACAGUGGCAGGAAACUCCAGUGGCAAUCAACCCUUGGACACUGUGUGCUAAAAGCAGAAUUUAAAGAGGGUAAAAAAGAACUCCAAGUGUCUCUUUUUCAAACACUGGUGCUGCUAAUGUUCAAUGAGGGGGAGGAGUUCAGUUUAGAAGAGAUCAAGCAGGCUACUGGAAUAGAGGAUGGAGAGUUAAGGAGAACACUGCAAUCAUUAGCUUGUGGCAAAGCUAGAGUCUUGGCAAAAAAUCCAAAGGGCAAAGACAUUGAAGAUGGUGACAAGUUCAUUUGUAAUGAUGAUUUCAAACACAAACUUUUCAGGAUAAAGAUCAAUCAAAUCCAGAUGAAAGAAACGGUUGAAGAACAAGCAAGUACUACAGAAAGAGUAUUUCAAGAUAGACAAUAUCAAAUUGAUGCUGCAAUUGUUCGAAUUAUGAAGAUGAGAAAGACACUUAGCCAUAAUCUUCUUGUUUCAGAAGUAUAUAACCAGUUAAAAUUUCCAGUAAAGCCUGCUGAUCUAAAGAAGAGAAUAGAAUCUUUAAUUGAUCGGGACUACAUGGAAAGAGAUAAAGAAAAUCCAAAUCAGUACAACUAUAUUGCUUAGAAUGUUGGCCUUGAAGCAUUUGUUGUCAUGCUGUAGCCAAUGGAUAAACUAAUUUGUUGAUCCUAUAUUAUUUGACUUCUUUUAUACUAUGGAUGACCAAAAUGAAGCAAUGUUAAUGGAAAUAAUUGAGUGGACUUUCUCUCAGUGGUUAACAUGCCCAUUUUAAAGAGUAAUACUUUAAAAGAAUGUUGUUGAACUCUUUGCAUGUUAUUUAGUAUGAUGUGAAGAAGUCUCUUAAGAAAAGUUCUUGGUCUUUAUGAUUCCUCUUUGGAACUGGGGAAGAGAUCCCUGUGGCUAUUAAGUUGUGUUUGGGGGGGGGGUUCUUAUACACCAAUAACUAUGAAGCAAAAGGUUUAUUUGCUUAAUAUGUCAUUUAAAGAUACUUAAACUGCAUGCAAACUUUAUUUACUGUACAGAAUUCUGGAUGUAUUUAUCAAAUAGAAAAACCACCCUGGACUUGAUUGUUCACCUGUUUUGUGAUUUCCCUGGAAAAGAAAAAUGAAUUGUCAUAGCUAUUGAUAUUUUACUAGAUAAUAUUCUGUUAUGCUGAAAGCGAUGUUUUAAAGAAAUCUUAUUUGGAAACAAGUUUUGAAGUAAGGCAACAGUUGGUUUCAUAAUAUCUUGUGUAGUCAAUCUUAAAAUUUUCUGUUUGUGAGUAUGGGAUAUUUGUAUAUGGCUUAGCCCUCAGUUUACUGUGCUAAUUAACUGGUACUUACAAAAAUAGCUGGAACAGAAAAAUUUUCUGACCAGGUCAUACUAAAGAAACAUCAUAG